Molecule: messenger RNA, 2060 nt
Organism: Lemur catta (Ring-tailed lemur)
Lineage: Eukaryota; Metazoa; Chordata; Mammalia; Primates; Lemuridae
Gene: IKZF2
Product: IKAROS family zinc finger 2
Exons: 9
Coding region: 282-1880 (532 amino acids)
Biological process (GO): regulation of transcription by RNA polymerase II
Molecular function (GO): RNA polymerase II cis-regulatory region sequence-specific DNA binding; DNA-binding transcription factor activity
Source: RefSeq, a predicted model, not a curated record
UUGACCAGCUGUCCCGGGCUAACCCUGCUCCUCGCUGAAGAUGGAGGAAGUAAAAACAGGAUUACCCUUAGCUACAGAUCCACUGCCUUAGUUUCCACCACCAACUGCAGUGCACAAACACACGUUAGGCACAGGAAAGAAAGAAAGAGAGAGGACACAUUAACAGUAAACACAAACAAAAGGGUGAUGGGAUUAUUUUACUGCAUGCACUGCUGAGCCCGACAUUGUCACCUCCUCUUUGAGGGGUUAGAAGAAGCUGAGAUCUCCCGACAGAGCUGGAAAUGCACUGCACUUUGACUAUGGAAACAGAGGCUAUUGAUGGCUAUAUAACAUGUGACAAUGAGCUUUCACCUGAAAGGGAACACUCCAAUAUGGCAAUUGACCUCACUUCAAGCACACCCAAUGGACAGCAUGCCUCACCAAGUCACAUGACAAGCACAAAUUCAGUAAAGGUAGAAAUGCAGAGUGAUGAAGAGUGUGACAGGAAACCCCUGAGCCGCGAAGACGAGAUCAGGGGCCAUGAUGAGGGUAGCAGCCUAGAAGAACCCCUAAUUGAGAGCAGCGAAGUGACUGACAACAGGAAAGUCCAGGAGCUUCAAGGCGAGGGAGGAAUCCGGCUUCCGAAUGGUAAACUGAAAUGUGACGUCUGUGGCAUGGUUUGCAUUGGGCCCAAUGUGCUUAUGGUACAUAAAAGGAGUCACACUGGUGAACGCCCCUUCCACUGUAACCAGUGUGGAGCUUCUUUUACUCAGAAGGGCAACCUUCUGAGACACAUAAAGUUACACUCUGGAGAGAAGCCGUUCAAAUGUCCUUUCUGUAGCUACGCCUGUAGAAGAAGGGACGCCCUCACAGGACACCUCAGGACCCACUCUGUGGGUAAACCUCACAAGUGCAACUACUGUGGACGAAGUUACAAGCAGCGCAGUUCACUGGAGGAGCACAAGGAACGCUGCCACAACUAUCUCCAGAAUGUCAGCAUGGAGGCUGCUGGGCAGGUCAUGAGUCACCAUGUACCUCCUAUGGAAGAUUGUAAGGAACAAGAGCCUAUUAUGGACAACAAUAUUUCUCUGGUGCCUUUUGAGAGACCUGCUGUCAUAGAGAAGCUCACGGGGAAUAUGGGAAAACGUAAAAGCUCCACGCCACAAAAGUUUGUGGGAGAAAAGCUCAUGCGAUUCAGCUACCCAGAUAUUCACUUUGAUAUGAACUUAACAUAUGAGAAAGAGGCUGAGCUGAUGCAGUCUCAUAUGAUGGACCAAGCCAUCAACAAUGCAAUCACCUACCUUGGAGCUGAGGCCCUUCACCCUCUGAUGCAGCACCCGCCAAGCACAAUCGCUGAGGUGGCCCCAGUUAUAAGCUCAGCUUAUUCUCAGGUCUAUCAUCCAAAUAGGAUAGAAAGACCCAUUAGCAGGGAAACCUCUGAUAGUCAUGAUAACAACAUGGAUGGCCCUAUCUCUCUUAUCAGACCAAAGAGUCGACCCCAGGAAAGAGAGGCCUCUCCCAGCAACAGCUGCCUGGAUUCUACUGACUCAGAAAGCAGCCAUGAUGACCACCAGUCCUACCAAGGAAACCCUGCCUUAAAUCCCAAGAGGAAACAAAGCCCAGCUUACAUGAAGGAGGAUGUCAAGGCUUUGGAUACUACCAAGGCUUCUAAGGGCUCUCUGAAGGACAUCUACAAGGUCUUCAAUGGAGAAGGAGAACAGAUUCGGGCCUUCAAGUGUGAGCACUGCCGAGUCCUUUUUCUAGACCAUGUCAUGUACACCAUUCACAUGGGUUGCCAUGGCUACCGGGACCCACUGGAAUGCAACAUCUGUGGCUAUAGAAGCCAAGACCGUUAUGAGUUUUCAUCACACAUUGUCCGAGGGGAGCACACAUUCCACUAGGCCUUUUCAUUCCAAAGGGGACCCCUAUGAAGUAAAGAACUGCACAUGAAGAAAUACUGCACUUACAAUCCCACCUUCCUUCAGAUGUUGACAUACCUUUUAUUUUUUUUAAAUAUUACUGUUGAUAAUUCUUAUUUUGUGGACGCAGUGUCAUUUGCUCUGCCUAAUAGGGAAGAAACA